GAAGUGAAACCGGAGGACAAGCCACCUGUAACACAGUGAAAGUGCACUGAAUUAGAAGAAUGCAAUAAAUAAGCGACUAAAGUGAAACCAGAGGACAAGCAAAAGCAAAGAGAAAUUUGUGAUCCUACUUCUCCUCUCCACCUUCCUCGAUGGUUCGCAAGCGAUUUCAUGAUGUCAAAACAGGUGCUUUGGUGGCAAAAUCAUUCGAUGCCCAGAAAUUCCUGAAGAGAGUUGGGUUAGGAAAAGAAGACUAUCACUUCUGGAAGCAAGUGGGCAAGGCGUUGCUUUGUACUUACACUUUGUUCGGCGUAGCGUGGUUAUGGAAUGAGACUUCGCCACUUGGUUGGUGGACCCUGAAACCCAAGCCAAAGGAAGAAAAAGAACUAGCACACCUAUACGAACGCCGGAAAUUUCCAUAUCCAGGUGAUGAGAAGGCAAUGGAGGAGUUUAUUGCCAGAGGUGGGAUGAUUGGUACCACUAUUGGUCCUAAGGGAGUUGUUGAAUCUGAUAAAGAUUCCUAUAAUUUUCAGGAAGCAUUGCAGGAUAAGAAAUUUGAUCAAGAAGCCUUCAAGUUGUGGAUGAGGAUGAAGAAUGAAGUUAUUUCGGAGCUCCAAGAGAAAGGGUUUGAUGUAGAGUGAGUGAAUAUAGUUACUUCCUGCAAUCAGAUUAUGUCUUACAUGCAUUGGUUAGAAGUGGUGUGAUUAUGUGUCAAACUUAUCAGACUGCUUUGAAGUUCUUGUUAUCAUAUCUGCUACUUUUCCGCGAGUU
Molecule: messenger RNA, 768 nt
Organism: Nicotiana tabacum (common tobacco)
Lineage: Eukaryota; Viridiplantae; Streptophyta; Magnoliopsida; Solanales; Solanaceae
Source: RefSeq, a predicted model, not a curated record